This is a messenger RNA of Cotesia congregata, 645 nucleotides long. The record is from the annotation of a GenBank genome assembly. Lineage: Eukaryota; Metazoa; Arthropoda; Insecta; Hymenoptera; Braconidae.
AUGGAAGCUAAAGAUCAAAAAUCAGGUCUCGCUUUUAUUGAUCUGAAAUCUAAUGAUCCAGUCAAUCUAUAUGAAGACUGGCACCAAGAGGCGAUUAAGUACAUGAAAGGUUCAACAAGCAUCACUUGUCUUGCAACUGUCUCCGGCGAAACUCCACGAGCGCGACAUGUGUUGCUGAGGGGAUACGGCAAAGAUGGCUUUGAAUUUUUCACCGACAGCAGAGGAAGAAAAUCUCAGGAACUUAGCGAAAAUAGCCAGGCCGCGAUGUGCAUUUACUGGAUGUACGAGAACGAUAAAAGUGAGCGCGUUUCGAGGCAGGUACGGCUGGAAGGUCGAGUAGAAUUACUACCGCGGGAGAGAGUUAGAGAAGUUUAUGAGUUAGAGCCGCUUCACUGUAAAAUUCGCGCUCACUUGUGUCAUCAGGAUGUUAAGGUGGAUUGGACCCAGAUGAAGGGACAUCACGAUGAAUUAUUGCGUCAAGCUGAAUCAGAUCCCGAGAGUUUAGUCAUGCCUGAACAUUUUGUCGGCUACAAGCUAAUUCCCACAUGGUUUGAUUUUUAUUUCUCGAAAGAUAAUUUCAUUGCUGAUCGGAUGGAAUUCACCAAUGAAGAUGGAGUUUGGAAGAACAUGAGAAUCGCCGCAUGA